Molecule: messenger RNA, 1945 nt
Organism: Trichechus manatus latirostris (Florida manatee)
Lineage: Eukaryota; Metazoa; Chordata; Mammalia; Sirenia; Trichechidae
Gene: DONSON
Product: DNA replication fork stabilization factor DONSON
Exons: 10
Coding region: 1-1659 (552 amino acids)
Biological process (GO): nuclear DNA replication
Cellular component (GO): nucleus
Source: RefSeq, a predicted model, not a curated record
AUGGCCGUCACCGUGCCCGGCUACUCGCCCAGCUUCAAGAGGCCGCCCGAGACCUUGCGGCUCCGCCGGAAAAGGGCCCGGAGCCACAGGGCCACCGCCUCCCCGACCCCUGAGCCCGCGCCCCGACGCGCCGCGCUGGCCGCCGGGCUGCCCCUCCGCCCCUUCCCAGCCGCGGCGGGCACCGGCCGUGCGACCCCGGUCCGGAGGAACCCAUUCGCUCGCCUGGACAACAGGCUGCCGGCCGCCGCCGAGGCCCCCGGCGAGCCGGGCCCGGUUUUGGAUUCUAAUCAAGAAAAUGAUUUGCCACAGGAAGAGAAGUUUCUUGAAACAACCAUUAUUGAAUUAUCCAAGACUUCACCUGCAUCUUUCUCCGAAACUGAUACUCCAUCCUCAGAAAGUGCUGAGUUACCUGUAGACUGGAGCAUUAAAACUCGACUUCUUUUCACCUCUUCCCAGCCCUUUGCCUGGGCAGAUCAUUUGAAAGCACACGAAGAGGCUCAAGGUCUCGUUCAGCACUGUAGGGCGACAGCAGUCACCUUACCACAGAGUAUACAGGAUACCAGGCUCUCCACCGAGCUCCGCUGUGCCUUCCAGCAGAGCCUCAUCUACUGGCUCCACCCUGCCUUUCCUUGGCUGCCGCUCUUCCCUCGUAUUGGAGCAGACAGAAAAAUGGCUGGGAAGACCAGCCCUUGGUCAAACGAUGAAAGCCUGCAGCACAUUUUAAUGAGUGACUGGUCUGUGAGCUUUACUUCUCUGUAUAAUCUGCUGAAAACCAAACUUUGCCCCUAUUUCUACGUUUGUACCUAUCAGUUUACUGUCCUGUUCCGGGCAGCAGGAUUUGCAGGAAGUGAUGUCAUCACAGCACUCAUAUCUCCCACAACUAGAGGCUUAAGAGAAGCUAUGAAAAAUGAAGGUAUUGAAUUUUCUCUGCCUUUAAUAAAAGAAAAUGCCCAUAAGAAGAAAGCAUCUGGAACAAGCUUGGGACAUGGGGAGGAGCAAGCAAUCAGUGAUGAGGAUGAAGAGGAAAGUUUUUCCUGGCUGCAAGAGAUGGGUGUGCAAGAUAAAAUUAAAAAACCCGACAUGCACUCUGUCAAGCUGCGUAAAGAGAAACAUGAAGUGCACAUGGAUCACAGGCCUGAGUCUGUUGUACUGGUGAAGGGAACCAACACCUUUACAUUGCUCAAUUUUUUGAUCAGCUGUAAGAGUUUAGUGGCCACCUCGGGUCCACAGGCAGGACUUCCGCCAACCUUGUUAUCACCCGUAGCUUUCAGAGGUGCCACAAUGCAGAUGCUUAAGGCACGAAGUGUAAAUGUGAAGACGCAAGCUCUUUCUGGAUACAAAGAUCAGUUUAGUUUGGAGAUUACAGGUCCUGUCAUGCCUCAUUCUCUACAUUCAGUGACCAUGCUACUCAGAUCUUCACAGGGUGGGUCUUUUUCAGCAGGACUGUAUACACAUGAGCCAACUGCUGUAUUUAAUAUCUGCCCACCAGUGGAGAAAGCACUGGAUAAAGAGACUGUGCACAAGGAGCUUGCCAGCUGUGGGUUGCAUCCUAAGACUCUGGACCAACUUAGUCAAGUGCCGUUCCUGGGGAAGUCAUCGUUACAGCACAUGGAAAUGAGUGACUACGUGUGUAACUGGAGAUCCUCAACACUCAAGUAAGCCUGAAAGAGACUUGGAGGAAAAGCUUCUAGCAGGAGAUUCAAGACUCUUUAGAGUGGCUUUAAAGUUCAUUUUGGAAGCUAAAGGAAAGGAAUGUAGCUAAAAAUAUUCAAAUGUUUGUAAAUGUAAACUUUUUAUUACAUGCACUAAACAGGAUUUUUUUUUCCCCCUAAAUUAUUUGGUUGUCAUUGAGAAGGAUUAAGGUCUUAAAUCAACAUUUUCUACUGUACUAUUUUCAGAUUAUUCAAAUAUGAAGAUAACUCAAAAAACUUAAAAAAAAAAAAAA